AUGUUGAAACACAUCAGGGACUGCACUGUGGCUGAGGCACAUCAGCACCGUGGUGACAGCUCAUGGGACCUGACAGUGGCUGAACUGAAAGCCUUCAUAGCUCUGUUAUAUAUCCGUGGAGCACAGGGUGCGAAGAACAUGGAUUUGGGGAGCCUUUGGUCGGAGAAAUGGGGUUUCCCGUUUUUCAAAGAAACCAUAGCCAGAAAUCGCUUCAGGGAGAUAAUGAGAUUUCUGUGGUUCGAUAAAAAAGAAACCCGACGUGUGCGUCUGCAGGAUGACAGGUUUGCCCUGGUAUCGGCCACUUGGAACAAGUUUAUUCAGAACAGCAUAGCCUGUUACAAGCCCGGUGCCGACAUAACCAUAGAUGAGCAGCUGUUCCCCACCAAGGCCCGGUGCAGAUUUCUUCAGUACAUGGGGAAUAAGCCUGAUAAAUUUGGCAUCAAAUUUUGGCUGGCUGCUGAUGUCCGUUCGAAAUACAUGCUGAACGGGGCUCCGUUUCUGGGUAAAGAAGAGGCACGGAGCAGAGGUCAGCUCGUGGGAGAGAGUGUGGUGCUGAAACUGGCGGAGCCAUUCUUGGGUAAGGGAAGAAAUAUUACCACGGAUAAUUUCUUCACUUCACUGAAACUGGCCACCGCCUUACAGGCCAAGAAGACCAGCCUGGUUGGCACUAUGGGAAAAAGUAAGCGCGAGUUGCCCCCCUCCGCAAAAGAGCAAGCGGAGUUGUAUAACACAAAAGUGCUAAAAUGUGCGGAUGCGACGCUCACGAUAUACCAGGGAAAGCCGAGGAAGAAUGUGUGCAUUUUGAGCUCCGUGCACACAAGCGUGGGGAUCACCGAUGGGCCGAAAGCAAAGCCGGAGUCUGUGACCUAUUACAACAACACCAAGUAUGGGGUGGAUGUCCUAGAUCAGAUGGCACGGGCAUACUCUGUGAAAGGCGGUACGCGUAGAUGGCCAGUGGCUGUAUUUUACAACAUCCUCGACCUUGCUGGAAUCAAUGCCCACAUCCUCUUCAAGGAGUGCACCAGCAGCAAAAUUGCCCGGAGGAAGUUCCUGCUGCGACUGGCAGAGGAGCUGAGAGCGGAGUUCAUGGAGGGAAAAAGGGCAGCAUCGCAGUCGACACAAGGUCCCAACCAAAAAAAUCAACCCCCGCAACUGACACCAAAACGGAGACAGUGCCAGGUGCGGAGAAUCUGCAAACAAAAUAAAACGCACGACACCUGCUGCAAAUGCCACAAACCCGUGUGUGGAAAUUGUGCGAGAAGAACAGAAGUAACUUGUGUUGACUGUGAAUCUUAAAUAGCCGAGCACGAUAUAGAUUUAUUUAAUAUAGAAUUUGUAGCAUAAUUGUUUUAUGGUUCCAAACUUCCUUCGUGACUCUUUUUAACUUUAGAGCUGCUUGUUUCCAGCUUAUGUUCUGUGUUAUAAUGUAUCAUAAAUGUUGUAACAUUUUUUUUUUCAUAAUCAAAUAGAUCAUUUUAAAUGUUAUUUUGUUGUUCUGAGUUAUGUAAAAUAAAUACAG
Molecule: messenger RNA, 1519 nt
Organism: Carassius auratus (goldfish)
Lineage: Eukaryota; Metazoa; Chordata; Actinopteri; Cypriniformes; Cyprinidae
Exons: 1
Coding region: 1-1296 (431 amino acids)
Source: RefSeq, a predicted model, not a curated record